Messenger RNA from Rana temporaria (common frog), 1018 nucleotides. RefSeq names its product dephospho-CoA kinase domain containing (gene DCAKD). Gene Ontology annotation, molecular function: dephospho-CoA kinase activity; ATP binding. Bases 107 to 796 code for a protein of 229 amino acids. The transcript has 5 exons. The record is from RefSeq and is a predicted model, not a curated record. Gene Ontology annotation, biological process: coenzyme A biosynthetic process. NCBI's taxonomy places the organism in Eukaryota, Metazoa, Chordata, Amphibia, Anura, Ranidae.
AUAUCCAGUAAGGAAAGCCGCUAUUGGUUGAUUUUCCGCUUUCAACCAAUAGGAGCGCUCAUUGAGGAGAGGUGACUGAAGAGAGGGCUGGCAUAGGGCAGGUGCAAUGUUCCUGGUGGGCCUGUCAGGGGGGAUCGCAUCGGGAAAAAGCACUGUUGUAUCAAUUCUUCGAGAGUUGGGCUGUGCUGUGAUUGACGCAGAUGUCAUUGCCAGACAGGUGGUGCAGCUGGGGACCCCUGCCUACAACCAGAUCGUGCGCCAUUUUGGAGAAGAAAUUUUGCUAAAAAAUGGAGAGUUGGACCGUGAGAAGUUGGGAACCCUUGUCUUCUCCAGUCCCGAGAAGAGAACUCUACUCAACUCUAUCACCCACCCUCCCAUACGCAGAGAAAUGCUAAGGCAGACGCUUUGGUACUUUGUUCUAGGAUAUCGAUAUGUGAUCCUUGACAUCCCGUUGUUGUUUGAAACAAGGACCCUGAUGCGUUAUAUGAAGCUCACUGUACUCGUUUACUGUGAUCCCCAGACGCAGGUGGAGCGGCUGAUUCGGAGGAGUGGCCUGUCAAAGGAAGAGGUCCAGAACCGUCUAGCAGCACAGCUACCAAUUGACAGCAAACUUCCACUUGCUGACCACGUUAUGGACAACUCCGGAGACAGAGACAGCACGAGGCGACAAGUUCUACAGCUCCACGCUAAACUGGAGUCGUCCUUAGGCUACCUACCCACUCGGAUUGCCGCAGUGGCCAUGACUGCUGGGCUUGUGGCUUUAAUGUGGCACCUCGCCCGGCGAUUAUGGCAGUAAUGAGCCAAGGCAAGGGCAGCAUGACCUAAUGACUGUGACCAUUUCUUUUUCUUGUACAUGCCUUGAAAAGGAUUUUAACUGCUUUUAACAGAUAACCUAAAAUGUGGUGAAAGGCAAAGAUUACCAAAUUCAUGUGUUCAGCUCAGGUAGUCUUAGAGGGCCCCUCCUCCUCUGUGGGCGUACAUCCUCGCUGGGUGUACCAAGAUGGCCGCGGCUCCGGAG